Molecule: messenger RNA, 2778 nt
Organism: Morone saxatilis (striped sea-bass)
Lineage: Eukaryota; Metazoa; Chordata; Actinopteri; Moronidae
Gene: aifm1
Product: apoptosis inducing factor mitochondrion associated 1
Exons: 22
Coding region: 171-2405 (744 amino acids)
Biological process (GO): apoptotic process; mitochondrial respiratory chain complex assembly
Cellular component (GO): mitochondrion; cytoplasm
Molecular function (GO): NAD(P)H oxidase H2O2-forming activity; protein dimerization activity; FAD binding
Source: RefSeq, a predicted model, not a curated record
UCCCCUGAAACGUAUGACCUGUCUCUGGCCUUGGCGUGUAGCGCGGUGCUGCUCGUUGUCAGUGUGUGCUGGCUGUAACGUUAGGGCUCGAUCAGCGUUAACCAGCUAGUGUUCCUGACCGACAAGUAGGCUAGUAAAGCGGGGGACCGUCACAGCGGAGCUGAGCCACAAUGCUGAAAUGUAGAAGUGUAUGGAAGAAGCUUGCACCUCUUGCUAGGGCUUCAUCCAGUGUGUGCCGGCAGAAUGUGAGGAGAACAGGGUUAACCAAUGGCAGAAUACCAGCACACGUACCAGCCGCGCACAUGUCCACCGGGCCGGCAGGGGGAGGACGGGAAAACCAGCUGUACAUCCUUCUGGUUGGAGCAACCUUCCUCGGUGGUGGAGUAUAUGCGUACCGAACUGUCAAGGGAGACCAACAAAGAUAUCAGGAACGUAUUGAGGAAAUUUCAUCCAGACCACAUAGAGUAGCCAAGCAAGUUCCAGCCGCACCCAUCCAGUCAGAGCCUCCUGCUGCGGAAGCCACAGAGAAAGAGACCGUCCCUGAGCCAGAACCUGAAGCAGCACCUUCACCAGAGGAGCCAAGCCCUCCGGCCCCUGAUACCAAAGUAGCGGCCCCCAGUGAAACAACUGAACCGCCUCCAGCAGAUGAGCCAGUGCUAGAAGCACCCCCAGAAGAGGCAGCAGAACCACCUGCUGCACCUGUAGUUGAGGAGGAACCAUCACCCCCAUCUGAGCCACCCCCAGCUGAGCCAUCCCCAGUUGAGCUCAUAGAGCCUCCCCUGGCUGAGCUUGCCGAGGCUCCCCCUGCUGAGCUUACAGAGCCGUCCCCUGCACCUGUUGUGGAGAGUGAACCUACAGCAGCAGCAGAAAGCCCUGCAGCAGAGCCACCCGAGUCUCAACCUGAAGUUGUGGCAGAGAGUGGAGUGGACGUCGUACCUGCCUCUCUCAAGGUCCCCUCACACACCCCUUACCUCCUGAUUGGUGGGGGUACCGCCUCUUUUGCUGCUGCCCGGUCUAUUCGAGCCAGAGACCCCGGUGCCAAGGUAUUGAUUGUGACGGAUGAGCCAGACCUUCCAUACAUGAGACCACCCCUUUCAAAGGAACUGUGGUUCUCUGAUGAUCCCAGUGUGACAGAAACACUGCGUUUCAAACAGUGGAAUGGAAAGGAAAGAAGUAUCUACUUCCAGCCAGCAUCAUUCUACAUUCCUCCAGAAGAAUUGGAAAGUGCAGAAAAUGGGGGAGUGGCGGUUCUCACUGGCAAAAAGGUGGUUCACAUGGAUGUGAGAGGAAACAAAGUAAAACUUGACGAUGAUACUGAGAUUUCAUAUGACAAGUGUUUGAUUGCUACAGGGGGAAUGCCAAGAAAUCUGCAGGUCAUUGAAAGAGCAGGAGAGGAAGUGAUGAAGAAGACAACUUUGUUCCGCAAGAUCGAGGACUUCAAAUCAUUGGAUAAGGUCUCCAGAAACAUCAACUCCAUCACAAUCAUUGGAGGGGGCUUCUUGGGCAGCGAGCUGGCUUGUGCCCUUGGCAGGAGAUCAAACGAGUUUGGCCUGGAGGUGAUACAGAUGUAUCCUGAGAAAGGCAACAUGGGAAAAGUGUUGCCUGAGUAUCUGAGCAACUGGACAACAGAAAAAGUCAAGACAGAGGGUGUAAAAGUCAUCUCAGAAGCUUUGGUGAAAUCUGUGACCUGCAAAGAUGAUAAGUUAGAAAUCCAACUGAAGGAUGGCCGAUUGGUGAAAACUGAUCACAUUGUUGCAGCUGUUGGCCUGGAGCCCAAUGUUGACCUUGCUAAGUCAGCAGGUCUGGAGGUGGACUCUGACUUUGGUGGCUACCGGGUCAAUGCAGAGCUGCAAGCUAGAUCCAAUAUUUGGGUGGCAGGAGAUGCUGCGUGUUUCUAUGAUAUCAGACUGGGCCGCAGACGAGUGGAGCACCAUGAUCACGCCGUUGUGAGUGGGAGACUAGCAGGAGAGAACAUGACAGGAGCCAACAAACCCUACUGGCAUCAGUCUAUGUUCUGGAGUGACCUGGGGCCAGAUGUAGGCUACGAGGCAAUUGGGAUUGUUGACAGCAGCCUACCAACAGUAGGAGUGUUUGCCAAAGCCACUGCCAAGGAUACACCUAAAGCUGCUACAGAGAAGUCAGGAACUGGGAUUCGCUCGGAAAGUGAAACUGAGGACACAGCCACCAGCCCAGUGGCGUCCUCAACGCCUGCUCCCGCUAUGGUGCAGCACAAAGACGACUACGGGAAAGGAGUCAUCUUCUACCUGAGAGACAAGGUGGUGGUGGGCAUCAUCCUGUGGAACGUGUUCAACCGUAUGCCCAUUGCAAGAAAGAUAAUCAAGGAUGGAGAGGAACACGCAGAUCUGAAUGAAGUGGCCAAACUCUUCAACAUCCACGAGGAUUAAGAUGGUGGAGGCUGAGACUCAUUAUCAUGUUUAAGACUGAACUCUGACAGCUAUUUCCACACUCUUGAAGACACGACUGAUCAUACAUGAAAAACGGGAGAAUUAAUGUAAAUUACGUGAUGUUGCUGAAAUAUUUUAAUAUCUGGAAUUUCUAUCUGCCUGGUUUGUUGUUUCUUUUUUUCUAUUCAGGAGAAAUCAGUCUCAUCUUCCGCCAAACUUGUCAUGUUUCUUGAAAUCGUGGUCAAGAUGUGAUUGUUUGUCUGCUUUUCCCCCACCAGGCUGAAAAUGUCGAGCAUGGAUUAUUGUUUUCCUCUGUGUGAUCAGAGCAGCUUGUCGUGAGAAAAGCUGCAAUAAAAGCUAUUUUUAAAUUGGA